AUGGUGGAAGUGAUACCAGAACACAUCAAAGAUGUGUGGGAUAGAUGGAACAUCAGAGGAGCAAUCAUCCUGAGUCUAACCCUUCAAGCAAUUCUCAUUUGCUUCUCUCCUCUAAGGAAACGCACACCAAGAAGACUCUUGAUCAUGCUCGUCUGGUCCUCUUACCUCUUAGCAGACUGGUCUGCUAACUUCGCUGUUGGUCUCAUCUCCAAGAAUCAAGGUAAAGAUCCCAAACCCAAAGACCCUCCACAGGACAAAAAGCUCAUGGCUUUAUGGGCACCAUUCUUGCUCUUGCAUCUUGGUGGACCAGACACAAUCACAGCUUUUGCGCUCGAAGAUAACGCUCUUUGGCUCCGACAUGUCUUUGGCCUUGUCUUUCAGGCAAUUGCUGGUGUCUACGUGGUUCUCCAGUCUCUCCCCAACAGCCUUCUGUUGAUUAUAGUCUUAGUCUUCGCUUCUGGCACUAUCAAGUAUCUUGAGCGGACAACGGCUUUGUAUAGUGCGAGUCUGGACAAGUUUAGAGAUUCUAUGGUUCAAGCACCAGAUCCAGGACCAAACUACGCCAAGCUCAUGGAGGAGUACAAGGCCAAGAAAGAGGCAAGACUACCUACAAAGAUCAUUCUGAUUGAUGAGCCUGACAAGGAACAUAGGCCUAAGAAGCUAGUGCAUCCAUCAAAGGCUUAUUCUGUAGAAACCAAAGAACGCAAAGAUCCGUCGCAGUCGCAGUCACGGUCGCAGAAUCAAGCAAACGCUUCCUCGCGUGGGAAAGAAAAAGAUAAAGAAGGAGGAAGGAAAGAGCUGCACGAGCUUGAGAUUGUGCAGUACGCUUACAAGUUCUUCAACACAUUCAAGGGCCUUGUGGUCAACUUAAUCUUCAGCUUCAGGGAGCGUGACGAGAGCCUAGAGAUCUUUGAGAAUCUGGUUGAUCCCGUGGAAGCCUUGAGGAUCAUUGAGAUCGAGCUUGGUUUCCUCUACGACACUCUCUUCACCAAGAUCGCCGUUCUUCACACCAUCUUCGGAACCAUCUCACGCUUCGUUGCUUCUGGUACCCUUAUCGCAGCCUUCGUCAUCUUCCACAGGAAACCAAACAAAGGCCGAGAGUUUGACCCAGCUGAUGUCGCUGUCACAUACACUCUCUUCAUAGUUGGCUUAGCUUUGGAUCUCAUCUCCAUCCUCCUGUUUGUGUUCUCUGACUGGACAUGCGCUUCCCUAAGUAGCUUGAAGGACGAUCCAGACGAGCCUCUAUCAUACAAAGACCAACUCUUUAACUGGUUGCUCAGUUUCAGACAGCUGCGUUGGAAGAUGCAAGAAUGCGGCAAGACAGGUACGCACACGUGUACAGAGUUCAAGAAAGGUACGCAUACGUGUGCAGAUUGCAAGGAAGGCACGGAGAAGUGUAAAGUAUGCAAGGAAGGUAGGGCUAAGGACUGUAAAACGGUAGAGAAGCAUGAAGUGCUCACCACGCAAUUCUUCCUCCGGAGAUGGUGUGGAAGCAUCAACGUAUUCAACUUUCUAGCGUACGCGACAAAGGCAAAAGUGACGAGGAUUCACGACGCAAGAGGUAGUUUCCGCCGAUUCAUGUGGAGCCUCGUAGCUGUCCCCAGUGAGAUUAUCAACCACUACAUGCAGAAGCUUUUUAAAUGGAUCGGCAGGUUGAUCAAUCAUGUGCACAAGUGGAUCAGUCAGGGAGUGACUGAAUAUUCAAGAAAACAUCGUUUCGCUCGUAGCACUCUCUUCCCUUUCUACUUCAGUUUCCUGUCCCAGAUCCCUCAUUUCAUCAAGCUUGCGUGGGAUCUCUUCAGCGACUUCUUCGACAUCGCGGAUACGAUUGAUAAGGUCUCCAAGACGCUGUUCGUACACGGAGAGCCCAUGACCAAAGAGCUGUGGACGUUCGUGUUCAAUGAGCUGAAAUACAAGUCAAAGUUUGGAGACAGUCCUGAGAAUGCCAAAAGGAUAUCGUUGACUCGAGGAGAAUGGACUUUACGAGACAACCUUCCAAUGAAAGCAGACCGCGAGAAGCUGGUGCGUUACGUCACGAAAGUUGACUAUGAUCAGAGUCUUUUGAUGUGGCACAUCGCAACCGAGCUCUGUUACCAGCAGAAGGAGACCAUCUCUAAAGAUUUUGAUGAGUAUGAGCACUACAGUAACCGAGAGUUCAGCAAAAUCAUCUCAGACUACAUGAUGUAUCUGCUGAUCAUGCAACCUAGUCUCAUGUCCGAGGUUGCUGGAAUCGGGAAGAUCAGGUUCAGAGACACGUUGGCUGAAGCUGACAAGUUCUUCCACAGGAGGCACAUUGAGGACGAUAGAAGCGUCAAGAUUGCCACUGACACGAUUCUCAACGUGGAGAGUGGGAUUGAUCCGAUGGGAGUCAAGGGAGAUCGAAGCAAGUCUGUGUUGUUUGAAGCGAGCAGGCUGGCUAAAGACCUUAUGCAGCUGGAGGAGACGUAUGGGAAAGACAAGUGGGAGAUAGUGGGCAAAGUGUGGGUGGAGUUGCUCUGUUAUGCGGCGUGUCAUUGCGAUGCAACAGCUCAUGUGGAGCAGCUCAGCAGAGGAGGUGAGUUUAUCAACUUCGUUUGGCUUUUGAUGGCUCACUUUGGACUCACAGAUCAGUUCCAGAUCAACAAAGGAGAUGCCAGGGCCAAGCUUAUCAUAGGCAAGUGA
Molecule: messenger RNA, 2661 nt
Organism: Microthlaspi erraticum
Lineage: Eukaryota; Viridiplantae; Streptophyta; Magnoliopsida; Brassicales; Brassicaceae
Source: the annotation of a GenBank genome assembly